AUGUCAGACCACAUACCUUUCCAUAUUCAAGAGGAAAUCAUGAAAAGGCUUCUCGUGAAAUCAUUGGUUCAGUUCAGAAGUGUGUCCAAAACAUGGAAGUCAUUGAUAGACAGCUCUGAUUUUAUUGCUGCUCACAGCCUCCACUGCCACACUCAGCCGCAUCAUCUUCUUGUGUCGUAUGAAUAUCAGCCAAUAGAUGAAGACUACGUCCUCUUCUCCAAAUGUUAUAUUGAUGAUGAUAAUUUCCCCCAACCGAUGUCUGUUCCAACUCUUCCUCAAUCCAUUAAACAACUUUUUCUUCCGAGAGUAAUUGGUAGUUCUCGUGGCUUGUUGUGCUUGUAUGGCUCUGAUCCCGACUCGAAAGCUGGGAUGGCCGUAAUUUGGAAUCCUUCGAUUAGAAAAUCAAUUGUUGUUGCCGAUGUGCCUCGUGAACCGUUUUUCGUUGAUGUGCUUGGCGAACCAUCUUUUGGUUUUGGGGUAUGUCCAGUCACUAGUGACCCUAAGAUCGUGGUGAUUACACAAUUUUGUGAAUAUAUGGUUUACACGUUGAGCUCCGGGAAAUGGACAAGUCUAUCCAAGAAUCUGCCCACUAUACGGAUUGGACUUUCAUUUAGCGCGGUAGUUACUGGUGGGUUUCUAUAUUGGAGUGCCAGGUCAGAGGAUCAUAAGCUGAUUACGUCAUUUGAUGUGACUAAUGAGAGUUUUGAAGUGAUAGACCACCCAGAUAGUAUAGCUCACUAUUGUCUUUCUAAGCUUGGGGAGUCUCUUGCUCUCCUUCAGUACGGUGAAGCCUACAACUUCUCUACUGUGUGGAUAAUGGAGCAUCAUGGGUCUCAAAGAUCGUUUACAAAGCUGUUCACCAUAAAGACGCCACACGAGUCGAUAGUGGGAUUUAGCAAAAAUGGCAUACCUAUAAUGCAAGUGACGGAUGAUGAUGAUGAACAUCUGCCUAAACUUGUUGUUUAUGAGCCCCACUCGGAACACAACAAUGUCCUUGAGAUUUGUCCACCAGUUAAUUUUUACUUUGUGGAUUCCUACAUGGAAACACUAUUUCUGCUUGGUUGGUCUGACUGUAGCAGUUAUUGA
Messenger RNA from Lactuca virosa, 1086 nucleotides. The record is from the annotation of a GenBank genome assembly. Lineage: Eukaryota; Viridiplantae; Streptophyta; Magnoliopsida; Asterales; Asteraceae.